Aspergillus oryzae RIB40 is the source of this 1590-nucleotide messenger RNA. RefSeq lists its product as uncharacterized. Lineage: Eukaryota; Fungi; Ascomycota; Eurotiomycetes; Eurotiales; Aspergillaceae. Bases 1 to 1590 code for a protein of 529 amino acids. The transcript has a single exon. The record is from RefSeq and is a predicted model, not a curated record.
AUGUUAUCCGGUUUUUUUUGGUCAGCUCUUGCAAUGUUUUACAGUAGAAUACGGUCUGUGGCCUCAACGGCCGCCGUGACGAGCCUUUUCACAGCGACUGUCGCUCAGGCUGGGAAUUGCUCAUCAUCUGUGAUUCCCCAUCCAUCCAUACCUGGAGGACAGGUACUGGAUCUCUCUGCCGUUCCGGUAUCGAAUUAUGCAUACGAUGAAUCUACACUAGACUUCUGCAAUGUGACGGUCACAUAUACCCACCCAGGGAAGAAUGAUACCAUCCAUGCCACAGUCUGGCUCCCCUUCACCAACUGGAACCACCGACUCCAGGGCUCCGGCGGAGGCGGAUUCGCCAUGAGAUCUGAAGAUGCCGUCCUUGCGGCAGCUGUGGCCCAGAACUAUACGGUCCUAGCCACGGACGGAGGCCACGACUUGAACUCGCAGAGUUCAGCAUCAUGGUCCCUGGACGCUUCAGGAAAUGUGAACAUGGCGUUACUAGAGGACUUCGCCUACGUCGCUCUCGGCGACGCCGCGACUAUCGGCAAACAGAUCGCCACCAGUUUCUAUGGUCUUGCUCCGCGAUACUCAUACUGGAAUGGGUGCUCGACAGGCGGUAGACAGGGUCUGAUGCUCGCACAGCGAUAUCCAACCGCGUACGACGGUAUCAUGGCUGCUGCUCCAGCAAUUAAUUGGGCCAGUUUUCUGGUCGCAGAGUUCUGGCCCCAGUUUGUCAUGAAUCAGCUUAACGCUUUUCCUCCAACUUGUGUCUCGGAUGCUAUUACUGCUGCGGCGAUUAAGGCGUGCGAUGAUAUCGACGGAGUUCUGGACGGGGUGAUUUCUGCGCCCGACUUGUGUGAUUUCGAUCCAUUUACUACGGUUGACACGAGGGUAAAUUGUAGUGGAGUCAGUGUGAGAAUCUCCAAGAAGGAUGCUGAGGUGGCCAACAGUGCAUGGGAAGGAUUCAGGUCUUCUGAGGGCUCGUUUCUAUGGUACGGACUUGAUAAGGGCACGCCCCUGUCGAUGGGCGCAUCGAGUCUCGCGAGCACCGUAUGCUCGACACCGUUCAACUGCACCGGCUCUCCGUUUGCAAUCUCUUCAGACUGGAUCCGCCGGUUUGUCCUGCAAGAUCCAUCCUUCGACCUCACCACGCUGGAUCACAAAGCUCUCGAUAGGGUAUUCUCUCUUUCUAAGGAAAGAUACAACGACAUAAUCAGCACCGAUAAUCCAGACCUCUCCGCCUUCAAACAGGCAGGUGGAAAGAUGAUAACCUGGCAUGGGCUCUCUGACACAUUGAUCUUCCCCAAGGGCACAGAACAAUACUACAAAAGGGUGGAAGAGAAGGACCCAUCCGUGCGAGACUUUUACCGCUUUUUCAAAGCCCCAGGGGUACAUCAUUGUUCUGGUGGUGUGGGGCCUGUCCCCGUUGAUCCGUUGAGCCAGGUGGUAGAUUGGGUGGAAAAUGGCGUCGUGCCUGAGACUGUUGAUGCUCUGGCUGCUGAUGGACGGAGAAGAAACUUGUGUCAAUAUCCGCUCGUUUCGGUGUAUAAGGGUGGCGAUGUUAAGGAUGCAGCGAGUUAUCGGUGUGAAGAAGGUCAUUAG